AACGUCAAAAAUGCCGGAGCAAAGACGACGACGCCGUUGUUGGACAUAAACCACUGCACGGCAAGGCAGUUGUCGCUGAUUCCGGGCGUCAGUCGUGAAGUGGGGGACCGAAUCGUAGCCACGCGACGGAGACUCGGAGGGUCGUUUCAGUACUUUGACCAGCUGCACACGAUCAAGGGGGUGACCAGGGUCGUCAUCCAGGCGUUACGAGGCCGCGUUCAAGUGCCCUGUGAAAAAGCGACCUCUAUCGGCGAGCCGGAGGGCUACAUGCGCCUGGGUCCCGUCCAAUCGCAAUCGUCCUUGCUCUCUCUCAACUCUCUGGGUGACGUUGCGCGAAGAAAGGCGGAAGAAACUGCAGCCGCAAAACUGAAGAAAUCUCCGAAGGUAACCCCGCGGCCUAGCUACGGCGGUAAGAAAAGCCGAACACCCACGAAACAAGUCUCCACGCCACCAAGAAAGACUGUAAAGGUGCAACGAAAUUUGACUAAGACUAAGACUCCUACCAGGUCUUCAAAAAUCCACGGGAAGUCUACUAAAACACCUGCAACGUCUCGCGCCAGACCUUCUAACAGGCAGGCAGCAGCAAACAGGCCGGUGGAAGGAAAAAGUCGUCUGAAAUCUCCUAGAAAGCCAGGAAAAUCGCCCGUGUCCAGCAAACGACCACCAACCGGGAGGCUCGUUGGUAAAACUAAAAGUAAAACACCGGCAAAACGGCCUGCUAAGAAGACUGGCGCUUCUGCCUCCCGAAGCCGGUCAAGAACCCCGAAAAGGUCGACCAAGAAGGUUUCUGCCAGGGCGGCGUCGGCCUCCAAACCAACUCGACCGUCGCCACGUCGUAAGAAAGCGGUCAGCGUUAGCCCUCAGACCAAGAAAAUUAAGACGACGCCAAGGCGAGCUAAGGCUACGGCAAGGAGAGAGUCCGCAGUAACGUACCAAGUCGUCACAUCGCCUGAUGGGAAAAGCACGUGGACGUACCCCUCCUCUCGUGGGCGUACUUCCACCAGACAACCUCCUGUACUCGUCCUGAAAAUAGAGACCAGUCCGACCCAACAACAGACAGCAGAAACUGCACCAGCGGAGACGGCUGUAGCUGCCUCUAAGAUUCCGCAAGUAGAAGUUGAAGAAAGAAGCGUCUCAAGCGGUAGCAGGAGCCGUCGAGCCAGCAAGAAGUCCGCCAACAAGCGCACGCGGGAAGAGCCUUCAGUUGAGGUCACUCCGGGUGACUCUGCAUCGGCUACAGCGGGGUCCAAGACGCCUGCAGUUCCGUCGACAACCGCUGGGGCGAACGCGUCUGCUGCUGUGGAGGUUGAGAAAGACCCGGCUCGACUCCGAUCUCGCUCUUCUGUUGAGGCUGUGGAAAAAUGGCUGGAAAGCACAGCUAGGUAUUCCACCGGCUUACCACAACAGGAGCAACAAGGUGAUGACUGCAGUUCCCGUCACACCCGCCAGGGGAUGGAGGACAUUACGAGCGAGUACAAAUCCGCGGUCGCCUACCCUGCAUCUACAGCCUCUGCCGAGCGGGCAAAAGGAACGCAGCCGGUGCAAACGGACAGCCAGGGGUGGAACGUAGCAGAGGGCGACCAAACGCAACCGUCUCCUGAAGAACCACCACCCGCCGCCAAAGACGCAGAAGGCAACGACACGCAAGGGAACGAAAAGGAGCCUGUCGUAGUGGAGCAGGUAUCUGUAGAGGCUGGGGCCGAGGUGGUUGGGACGCCGACGGGAAGGGAGAGACGCCGCAGGCACCACCGACACAGGCGGUCCCGGGACGAGCCUAGCCCGAAGAGACGGCGGCGGUCUUUCGAUAGCGGCAGUUACCCAACAUGUAGUGUACUAUAA
This is a messenger RNA of Branchiostoma belcheri (Belcher's lancelet), 1839 nucleotides long. RefSeq names its product serine/arginine repetitive matrix protein 2-like. Lineage: Eukaryota; Metazoa; Chordata; Leptocardii; Amphioxiformes; Branchiostomatidae. The transcript has 3 exons. Bases 268 to 1839 code for a protein of 523 amino acids. The record is from RefSeq and is a predicted model, not a curated record.